Molecule: messenger RNA, 2065 nt
Organism: Dioscorea cayenensis subsp. rotundata (Guinea yam)
Lineage: Eukaryota; Viridiplantae; Streptophyta; Magnoliopsida; Dioscoreales; Dioscoreaceae
Product: protein LONG AFTER FAR-RED 3
Exons: 15
Coding region: 156-1877 (573 amino acids)
Molecular function (GO): hydrolase activity, acting on carbon-nitrogen (but not peptide) bonds
Source: RefSeq, a predicted model, not a curated record
CUUUCCUGUAAACCAAAUUGAUCGUCAGUGAUCUAAUGUUGUGGUCCGUGUUGGAGUGAAAACCAUCCCUUGCUAAGCCUCGUUAAAACUCCAAGUGGGCGUACCAAGGGCUUCGUUUGCAGGGUGGGAUUUUUCCUCUUCGUCUCUCGUCGUCGAUGGCGAUGGUGAAAAAUUUCCUCACAAUUCUCUCCGCCCCUGUGAUUGCUUUCUUGGCCAUCCUUCUCCGCUCCAGGCUCAGCACCACAUGGAGAUGGGCGGAAGUCAUUACUGCUGAUGUGGUUGUGGUGGACGCCACCAUCUACACCAGUGAUCCGGUCCUACCUUUUGCAGAAGCCAUGGCCAUCCGGAAUGGCCGAAUUUUGCGAGUUGGGAACUAUUCCGACAUAAAGGAUUUGAUAGGUGAAGUAACAUGUAUUUUAAACUUUGAAGGAAAGGUUGUGGUACCUGGCUUUAUUGAUUCACAUGUGCAUUUUCUAUAUGGUGGUCUACGGAUGGGCCACGUUGAACUUCGAGGUGUCAAAAGCCAAGAUGAAUUUAUAGAAAAGGUCAAAGAAGCCAUGAGAGGUAAGCUCCCUGGAGAGUGGGUAUUAGGUAGUGGAUGGAAUAAUGACAUAUGGGGAGGAGACUUACCUAUUGCUUCUUGGAUAGAUGAUGUCACACCCAAUAAUCCUGUUUGGCUGUCUCGCGUAGAUGGACACAUGGGAUUAGCCAACACAUUGGCUAUGAAUAUUGCUGGAAUAAGUAAGUACACGCAUGAUCCUGUUGGUGGAACCAUCUCAAAGACCAUGGAUGGAGAACCUACUGGCCUGUUUGCUGAUUCGGCAAUGAAACUGCUUCUAGACGUAAUUCCUGAGGCCUCAGUCGAUGAUAGAAGGGAUGCUUUAAUUAGAGCAAGCAAGUAUGCACUGAUGAGAGGGGUUACGAUGGUUGUGGAUGUUGGAAGGUAUUUUCCUGGUGAAACAGUCGAUCAUGUUUGGAAAGAUCUUUCGGAUGUCUAUAGAUGGGCUGAUUUAGCAGGGAGAAUGUUGAUCAGAGUUUGCCUAUUCUUCCCAUUGCAAACAUGGUCCAGUUUAGCUGCCCUUAUCCAAGAAAACGGCAGGGCUUUGAGUGAGUGGCUCUACUUGGGUGGUGUUAAAGCAUUUUUUGAUGGAAGCCUAGGUUCCAAAAGUGCUCUAUUUUAUGAGCCUUAUGAAGAUGACCCAGACAACUAUGGCAUCCAAGUGACAGACUUUGAUUGGCUUCUGAAUAUGACAUUAGCUUGUGAUAAAUCUAGCCUUCAGGUUGCUAUUCAUGCAAUUGGAGACAAAGCUAAUGACUUGGUGCUGGAUUUGUAUCAUUCAGUGGCUUCCUCAAAUGGAAUAAGAGAUCGGAGGUUCAGGAUUGAACAUGCCCAACAUCUUGUUCCGGCAACAACAACUCGGUUUGGUCAGCAAAGGGUUAUUGCCUCUGUGCAGCCAGAUCAUCUAUUGGAUGAUGCUGGUUCUGCUGAACAAAAAAUUGGGGCCAUUAGGGCGCAUACAGGAUCAUAUUUGUUUCAAAGUCUCUUAUCAGGUGGAGCCCGGAUUGCUUUCGGUUCUGAUUGGCCGAUUGCAGAUAUCAACCCUCUCAAAAGUAUUAAAACUGCAUUGACAAGAAGACUUCCUAAUUGGAAUACUGCCUGGAUUUCAAGUGAGAUCAUUGCAUUGGAUGACGCCCUAAAUGCGUACACCAUAUCAGCUGCCCAUGCAAUCUUCCUCGAUCAUGAAGUAGGCAGUCUAUCUCCAGGGAAGUAUGCAGAUUUUGUGGUUUUUCCAUCCACUUCAUGGGAGGAGUUUGCAGAUGAUGUACCGGCCACUGUUUUUGCAACCUAUAUCAAUGGUGUGCAGGCAUACCCAUGAUAUCUUUUGGCCGUUGAACAAUUCCAUAUUGUAUUUUAUAAUAUACUGUGCCAUUAGCUUUAUUAGCAUACAGUCGAGAGUUUAGAGUAAACUGGUUGAUCUAAUACCAUUUCUCCCUAUCUAAGGUUAUUUUUUCUGAAAAUUUUUCAAGUUGUAUGAAAGAAGGAGCAUUACAUUCUAAUGGAUUA